AGAUAUUUUCCCCUCGUCAUCAUCUUUGUGAACCAUUUUUGCAAGAUGGGAACCGACGAUCUUCUGCCACCAGACGAGGUGGAGGACGAUGUGGAGGGAGACGGGGAAGAUGAAGACGAGGAAAGUCCUCAGAAGGAACAGCAGAUCGAAGUGAGACCCCGAAGGAAGAACCUGACGCAUGCGCAGUAUAGGGAGAAGCUUUUUGGGAAUGAAAAAGUGUAUGUGGUCAUCGGAGACAAACUUCGGCAGGUCAGGUCAGUGCUCGACGCAUGGGGAUGGGUGGAAAAUCAGCCGACGAAUCCGGUAUUUAAUAUCUUCCAGAUGAAGAAUCUUAAUAGUGAAGACUCUGAUACAUUAUCAUAGAGGACAGGAAUUAGACAUGUUCAUCUACAUGAACAAUCCCUACCAUCCAAGUGUUGUACUUCUUCAAUCAAAUGGUUGCUUCUAUCUUGAGACGAUUUAGGUUAAGGUGUGGUCCGUCCGUAGAGAAGUUAUAUCGUUACCUCAAGUAGAGCAUGCUGCUAUUAUCGUAGAUGAAGAAUGUUAGUGACUCUGAUACAUAGAGCACAGGAAUUAGACAUGUUCAUCUACAUAAUUACAACUCGAUGCCUCUCUCUAUGAUAUCAAGAAUAGUGUUGAUAUCCGUUCCAUCUUCUACAUUACCCCCGCAACAUUACAAUCUCAGGACGACCGCCUCGUGUUCGAUUUUUGUUGGUCCGGUCGUGCUGCUCGUGUAGAUGGCCUAUUCGGGUAUUUACCGCCUGCACAAUGCGUAAACCAUUUUCGAGGUUCCGGUCAAUUUGAUAGCAAAGCUGGCAUGCUUUUGUCACUCCGGAAAUGUGGAAAUUACGGAAAUGUCGUUGUGGAUGUGAUACUACUACUAGACUAUCAGUAUUAUCAUGGCCAUUACUACAAUAUCUGCACUUCUCUUUACCUACUAUCCUUCCUUUUUCUUUUCCUAGUUAGUUUGGCUCCACCCCAUAGUAUUAUCAGUUAGCAGGAUACUUCAGGAUACUUGUUGCUAGUUACCCUUUUCUCUUUUCUAUCUAUUCCUCUGGUCUGUCUUUUUUCUAGUUAGGUCGGCUCCACCACAAGUAUUAUCAAUAUCAGUUCUCUUAUACUGGCUGUAGUCUUACUGGUGGAGGUCUUUUGGCUACUAACUUGUUCAGCGGCGCGUGCAGCUGGAUUUGCACUUGCAGUUUGGAUGAGGUUCUUUGGGUUAGCACUUGAAAGUUGUAGUUAUGAGCCUGCUUCUCCAAAAUCUAUGACUUAUUCAUCUACGUAGCUAGUGUGAUAAUUUUCAUCUUCUGCCAAAACUACUACGACUACAUAACCACCAGAAGCCACCUCUAAUCUCAAGGUUGCCUGCACGAAUUUUACCCGCCUUCGUAUGACCUGCGGAGUUCUGCGGAGCUAGAGGCGUUUUUUUGCGAUGCUUUUUUCCAUCGCAUAGUCUCACAACGGCACACUAAAGCCGGCCGAUCCGUCUUACGAAGGCUACUAGAAAAACGACAGAGACUUUUGGCAUCUACUCUGAAGGAUGUCGCAGACAAAGCAGAGGCCGCCAAAAGGAAGAAAUCUCCAAGACGGUUGAGCAGUACAUUGGGGUCUCCGAGUAAGAACACUGCUGCGGAUGGUACGUCGAAUGCUGCUAGUGGGAGUGGCGAAACGACUGGGAAUGCCGAGAAUGAUAACAACACUGCCAGCACGACUGGUGCUGAGACAACUCCCGCCGCUGGUGAUGCACCAGAUGCUACAGGAGCACAACUUCAGGCUGUGCGUCCCAGACCUGUCAUACCAGUGGAUGGAAGCAUGGAAGAACAGAGGGAAGUCGCGAGAGCUCUGGUCAGUGAGCUCUUGUAUGGCUUCUCGGAGUUGGACCACAACGUUGAAGAAACUACUGCGGGAGAUCAUGACAACGUCAAUGGUACAACUUCGUCAACGACGGAAAAGAAGCCGCUUCUUCCGACCCUCGUACCCUUUGGAGAGGGUGUCAAUCCACGUGCAGUGAAUGGCAUCGAGGCUUGUGUCCACGAGUAUUGUUCUUUGUUCGAACAGGCGCAGAGGGGUCCAGUCGAUGACAUUCCAACCUACUUGGAAGCCACUGCGCGACCAUGGAUGACCACGUACCUGGAAAGCUGCAUCAGUUAUGGAUAGACGGGAUUUCGUUGAGUACUAACGCCACCGUAGAAGCAACGGAUCACCACCUUCACAGCUUUUUCAACAUGAUCAGCGGAAUCCGUAGAACUCAGAAGAGACUCAGGGAGUUUGUAGGUCCAAUCCGAACUACCGACUAACAUCAUCAAUCUCUGUAAGAGAACACUAAAAAGAGCCUCCUCCCACCUCUAAUUGCGCCGUUGCAGUUGCUGUGUCACGGAGCAUCAGCUUAGGAUCGAGCAAAGCACUAGUGGACGAGUCUGCGUCUUCGGCAAGGCGAUUCCGCCAGUGGACCGGAACGGUAACCCGAUGCCAGGAUACAAAGAAGUCGCUCUCAGUAACGCCAAACAGAACAACAGCGCUUCUGGCCAGCAGGAGAAAGAAACACCAGUGGACGACUAUUCUUCCCCACGCACAUCACCCAAACGUGGCAGCGUUGCCAGUGUCGUUAGCGCAUUGACCGAAGCAGCCAGUGGGAAUAGCAAUUAAGGCUCAAUGCAAUUCAUUACUACAACGAGUCGUUUCUCGCCAUUUCCUUCUCAGAGUUGGGAGAAAUGAAGGCAAGAAAUGAAUUGAAAUUGUUUUGAGCUCUAAAGUAGUGUAGUUGUCCCUGGUAUGACUUUCGGGAGUAGCCCGAAAGCUCAUGGCAGGCAAUCCGUUUCGCGCGGUGCCGCGUCGCCCACAGAAAAGCGGUCUUCACUAGUGAAGAAAGCAAGGGAGUCGCUCUUGUAUAGGGAGAAAGACGAUUUUGUCCGGAAAGUCUGCGAGACCAUGCAUGCUGGUUGUGAGCAGGGAACAGUUAUGAAAGUUAUCUCUAAAAAGACCGUUGUAGAGAUGGUUUUGUUUCUUUGCUAGAAAAAAAUUUCAAUUUGGAUAUUGACUGGAAUCUACUUCUGCUCAAUGAAUACUAGUAGAGAUCAAAGUUAGCACAACGUCGAUUACACAACUGCAAGUGCAUCACGACUCUAAUACCAACGCUAACUCCAAGUCGAAGACCAAAGGCGAUUCGUCAGAGCAAGGUUUGAAUCAGAGCAGCACAACACUCGGGUCUGGGGAUGAUCUGACCUCGACAGGCAGUAUUGUAGCUGUCAGUAGUCCUCGUCGACGCAGCAGCACCACUACCGGAGGAAAAUCAGGCUCGUCAAAAUCUCCGCAACGUAAGAAAAAGUCCAAGCACAAAAAGAAAAAGAAGUCGAAAAGUCCGAGUAGAAGUAGCACAAAGUCACGCAGUUCCAAAAGCAAGAACAAGGGGCAGGAUGACGGUGCAAGUAGUACUGCUGGCAACCCUCAGGAUGUGGAUGAUGCUGCUUCGUUGCUGGACGAGUCUGAAGGAUCGUUGUCAUCAGAAGACGAGGCGCAAGAGACCGAUGUCGAAACAGUGGCCUCUGGAGUCUCAGAUUCGUCGAAGCGCAAGCUUGGGGAAGAAGAAGAUGGUGAGAACAAGAAUAGGGAAGUGGCGGAACAACCUGGUGCAGGGAAUCAUGCUAAUGUUAAGACUUCUAGUUUCUAGAACUCCUGCACGUGUAGUCGCGUUUUCAGAUGAGACUUUCUCAAACUGCACCACAUCUUGCAGGAAAGUCAUGAUGAACCGACUAGUUUUUAUGAGCCGCUCUAAGAAUGUCCUCGACCUCGCAGCCAGUAGUGACGACAACGAGGACGAGGACAUCGACGCUGUGACCGAAGCAGGCAGUGACGUAGAGAACGAGUAUGAGGAGUACACACUCCCUUCUCCGUUGUUAGAGGAUAUGAAGCUAGGAGAAUUAGUAGCUGGACCUGAAUCAACGGCUAGCGGAGGCUCCUCAACUUUAGACAACACUCUGAGCAGUUGUUGUGGUGACGACAUAGUACGUUCUUCUUCUUUGGUAUCAUCAUCUUCGGGAGUACUAGGUGGGACAGUAGAAUCGCCUACGAGUCGCGCUGCUGGUGGAGAUAAGAAGCAGAACAACAACAAAGUGGUAAGUAGUCCUUCGUCAAAGAGUACAACUAAAAAGGCCAAUGGAACUUCAUCAACUUCAUCUUCGGCUGAUUCUAUUUUUCCUUUUGCAGCUAGCAAUGAAACUGAGGAAAAAAGGCAGAAAGAAUACGAAGCAACCUGGAAACAGGAUGACGAGAAGGAAGAGAAGGGGAGACAAUACCGUUUCAUCGAACAUAUCAAGGACAUCUUCAAGUACAACGCAUCGCAGGUGGUGGCGGACUCAGAUAGGAUAGACCAACUCUACGACUACUGGUGCGCACACGACGAGCGGAUCGAGGCGCUGCGUUACUCGAAGGCGUUGUGGUCUAAAGGAUUUCUGGCUCCGGAAACCUACUGCGCAAACAUGGCAAGUGGGAGCGUACUCGCCUAUUUUUUUUGAGUUGGUUAUCGGCUUAUAGUUCUUUGAUGAUGUAGUGCGAGAUAAUCAUAAAAUUUACUCAAAAAGUAGAAAAUUGCAGUCUUAUUUUCUAGUGGAAGAUGUUGAAAAUGAUAGAAUCUUCUUGAUCAGUGUCCUCUCUACUUCGCAGUCACCAAUUUAAUAGAAUAUCCCCACGACAAUGACCAGCAGUCUGCAGACGACGAGAGACGUCGGCGAACCGAGGCAGCACGUCAGCGAUCGGAGUACAAUGCACGACUGGGAGUACUCGACAAUGAGUACACAGAAGAAGACGCCUAUCUGGAUCUGCUCCUGGAUCAGAUGCCACGAUCUUUCCACACAUUUUACGGCGAUGCUGCAGCCUAUAUCUUCAAGUCACCACAUUUGUCGCGAGGUCGCGGGUUAAAGGUCAUGACCUGUCGAGGAAAGCUCAGGCCGAUGUUGGAAGAAGCGUACUUAAUACAAUUGUUGUUACAUGAUCAAUUGUGAAGAUUUUUCCUCCUUAGCAAGCGGCAGAACAACUAGAAGAUCAACUAACAGCAAGCGCCAACUUGUACGAGAAGCUCUUCAAGUUGUACAGGGCCAGUAAAGUAGCUCUACCUACUUAUAAAUCUUUUCAUGUACUACUACAUGGAUGUGGUGCUUGUGAUUUCGAGACUCUCGUUCCAUGUCGGACUCGUAGGCUUCGAUCAAAUUCUGAAAUGACAAACAGGUACUCCCGUUCCGCUCUCAACCAACGAUGGUUCUGCAUCGUCCAGAAGUAUCUGGAGAAGCCGUUUCUGUGCGAUUACAAGGGCCAUUGCGUAAAGUGUGACUUGCGUCUCUGGGUCGCCUGUCUCAAUUGGAAUCCAUUGGUGGCGAUAGUCCAGCACCAACCUUACUUUCGUUUGGCAACGAAACCGUUUGGAUUUUCGAGAUGGCGACAGGAUCAGAGAGCGCACUUGACCAACAGGACGAUUCAGGAGGGGAAUGGAGAGGUAGUUCUUGAACUUGUUGACUUGGUUGUUUGAGUGCUACAAUAUUUAUACAUAGGCUCAUGAUUCGGACGCGCUUUUCUAUUUUUUAUUGUUGACUACGUACUCAACCUCAAGCUCAACGAACAAGUUGGUAGCUAUCGGCACGUACGUAGUCCAGCAACUUUAACCCCGAAGUAAAUGUCCACCAGGUCCGCGUCUCCGAAGAAGACGACCCUGAUUACCAGUUAGUUUUCGACGACUUUAUGGCUUACCUCGAAAAGAACUAUGGUCGCAGUUGGGUGGAGCGGUGGGAGAAAUUCACGUGGCCAUUGAUGUUAGAUGCAACGCGUUGUGCACUCCUUGCCAGUCAAGACGCCGUCGUACAUGCGCAUUACACCUAUACGAAGAAGGCAGCGACGCGACUGGCAUCGGUAGGUCGUAAUUUGCAGGAUGGUCCAAAAGCUUUCGAGUUGUACGGGAUCGAUUUCUCCUUGGAUUACGAGCUGCGUCCUUGGUUGCUGGAAGCCAAUUGUGGUCCAGAUCUUCUAGGCCACUCUGGGCCUAUGUUGAAACAGCAAGCGCGAACAGCCUUAGACGAGUUGUUUACGAUCGUACUCAAGGAGCCACGCAGUGUCCCGGUAAACGCCAUUCCUCAUGUUAAGGCAUACCUAACCCUAAACCCUAAGGUUUACUCUUUAAGCCAUCUUGGGAAGCAUCCUGGAGAGGCUUUUCUUGGUUUAGCCAUCUUGGGAAGCAUCCUGGAGAGGCUUUUCUUCAAGGAGAAAAGGGGAACAACAGAAUCAUCAUCAUGGAUGUAUUGGAUGAGCUCUAACACUGGCGCCGUAGCGCCUAACGUCACCAGGCAGAAAGUCUGCUGUGACGAUCCCAAUUGCUUCACGAGACACGGCGUCCAACUGGUGCCGCCAGCGUUGGUCACGGGAUGGCAAGUCGGAGACAAGAAAUGGAGUUGGUUUUUGAAGGCACCGCGCAUGGAACCAGAGGUGCUGGCAGACCAGUUUGCCAGACGAAAGGCAGAGGAAUGGUCGAAGCGGGCGCCUUAUGCGACGAAGAAGUCGGCGACGAACGUUAUGGACGAGGGAGAUUUAGUUUUCAGAUUUGGAACAGCAACAAAAAUUAUAGUGGUGGUCAAUUGCAAUGUUGAGACUGCAACACAUUUUUCUAAGUGUAGCGGUGGAGCAGUUUUGGGACACGAAGCGGUCAUUCGUAAGCUGCUUUUGGACACGCCGUUUGUGAAGGAGACUCCUGUCGAAAAGAGUCCGUCACCUAAGGGCAAGAAAACGUUUUCUACUUCGCGAAGUCGGACAAGCCUACUAGCUGCAGGGUUGUUUGGACGAGCUGGCAGUUCGACACUAGCCGCUGCUGCAGCUGGUCAGAAAGCAGAAAGCAAUAGGGGAAGUCUGGUGAGAAGUGAGAGUACUACUAAUGGUGCCGUGGCAGGAGAGGCUGCUCAACAGGAAGGAGCUUCCGCUGCAGGAGAUGGUGCAAAUAACCAAGCGGAAACACAGGAGAAUCUACUAGAACAUCAAGGCGUUGAGAGACCAAGUCCUCAGCAACUCCGUAGCGAACUUCUCUCUGGGAUCCAGGAGGCGAGUAGUUAUGCUGGUGAAGUUCUACGUGCAUCGAAAGAGAGAAUGCGCCUUUUAAGCGAUCAUCUCGCAGUAGAGGAAGUAGCUACGCAACACAGCAUGUCUGUCUACAACAACUUCUCUCAGGCGCAUGGGUACAGCGCUAGGAGCAACAUGAACAUGAUCGUUGGCUCGCCUGUCGUGAUGUCACAGCAGCACCAACUACUCAGUAGUGCUGGUAAUCUACAUCAUGGAUCAGUGGUCACGGCAAACGCUGGAUCAACAUCUCCUGUCCAACAACAACAUCAAGGAUCGUCCUCGUCUUCUACGAUCUACAACUGGAAAAAGGGAGGAUUCGACGAGCCGCCUAGUGGUUGGCUAGUACAUGAUAAGGAUCUACGGGAAAGAUAUCGUCAUUUGUUCCCGCAGACCGACCACAUGGCAGGGGAUGCAACAUCUUCAAGCCCAGCAGGUGGACAUCUUCAAGGUACAACUAGUCCCCAUGGAAAACAAGGUAGUGGAGCAGAUGGUGCAGUCCGACAACUCUACACGAAGGCUGCUCAAGGAGCUAGCGACCGAUUCGGUAUGAUCGAACCAGCGGCAUUGCUACAGGCUCACGGCAGUGUCGUGGAACAACAACAGGUAGCUAGAAUGACGGAGAACAAUGGAGGCGCUCUCAGUGCGUCUUCCUCUUCUGUGAGUACUGGCGUGAGUGCGUCCCCUUCUUUGCCGGUUGGUGUGAACAAUCUCGUGGCCGCAGGUCAGAACGGACAGCCGGCGCAUCAAUUAAACGUAAAUAUGGCCGGAGGUUGGCACAUGCAAGACCCAAAGCGGGACAUCAGACAGAGGCUGGUAGAGCAAAAGCACUACGAUGCUGGGAUAGCUAGACUCUACAAUUCUAGCUCGGCUGCUGCACGUGGAAAUAAGCAAGCUGGACGAACAGAACGACAUCAACGGGGAAGUCCCUCAGGAGCAAGUGGGAAGAAGAAUCGAGCUGGAACAGGACUCUUCAACGAAAUCAUGGAGAGAAAUGAACAACAGAGCCAUACUAGUGUGGGCUCUCCUUCCAUGGACAAUCCUGAGACGACUCCUGUGCUUUUUGAUGUCAGUGUCUUUACCGGCAGCCCAGUCACAUCGCCUGUGGUGGAGUUCCUUGGCAGUAGUCCUUUAAGUGGUCCCGGUUGCGAUUUUAACGGAGGUUCGCCGCACAGGAUGGCCUCACUAAUCGCCAACCUGCCUGAUGACGUGAAUAAUGUGAAUGUCGGCGUCGCUGGUUCUCCGUCUCGCACGAACUCUUUCACAGCGCCAGGCUCUGCUUGGGCGCCAAUUGCUGCAACAGAUGAACAUGGUGCGACUGCAACUUCGCACUACUCGUCUGGAAUCCAGAUGAUGUCCUCGCACUCACCACACCAACAUGCGGCCUACAACAGCAACUAUGCUAGUAACGGACGGGGCGCUGCAGGACCGACUAGCAAAAAUGUUAGAAGUCCCUCUCAUGGUUCUCAACAUCCUAAUCAACAUGUUAUCAAAGGUUCUCCUGCCUCCGGAGCACAACAUCAACAACAAGGUGCUUUAGGGACUAUCAUGGUGACCAACGCGGCGUCGUCCUCUAGUGUUCGAGAGUCGGGGUUUACGAUUUUGCCUAAGGUUGAUCAAACUUCUCCCAGACGCUCUCCCUUGUGGAAAAAAGCACCGAAGAAGAGCACGAGUGGCGUUCUGCCAACUUGGAAAGGCUAUAACCAGGGACAACAUCUUCAAGGUGGUAGCGAGGAGCACCAGGAGAUGGUGAAACGUGAACCGUAUCGAGAUCAUCAGAUGGUGACAAACUAUCAGCAAGGCAACCAUACCAAUGCGAGCAUCAACACGGCAUCUAGUCAGCAAUACCUUCAACAACAAGGUGGAAAUUCACAUAUGUAUUCCCCGUCUGCUGCGCGCAAGAAGGCAGAUGCAUGGACACCGAUUUUGAUGCUCGGAGGAGCCCGUGGUAACGACGGUCAACAAAUGAGAAGUCCCCCUCGUGCGGCAGUGGCGUCACCGUUGCAACGUGCUGGGCACAUCGGUGCGCUGGUCGCUAGUAGUAACUCUUCUGCUCCUGGUGCUUCGCCUGCAAGUGGCGCUGCACCGCUUAGCGUGUUUGUGGAACAGCAGCAAAGGCAACUCGUGGUUAUGGCGAAGGCUUAGACUUACUUUGAUUAUUAGUUUGCACUUAUGUUUGAAGUAGUCUUCUAUUCUCUACCUUCUGAGCUUCAGCGUGAUGAAGAUGGUACUUACAACGGCUGUUGCUCUCUCUUGUUUGUUGAUUUGCGAUGAUUAUAAUUUGAUGCAGUUAGAAGUUUCUUUCUAGUGAGUGACUGAGAAGCGCUACAUCAACCUCUUCUAACCUGCAACAGCAGCAGCAUCAUCAUGCCAGUUCCACGACUGGCAGUCCCCGUGCAUCACGCUCUAUGCUCCAACAAGGCAGCUCUAAUCAUGAAGAUCUCAACAGGCAAGGAGCGACGAGGUCGCCUGCCAGUCCCAUAGUGAAUAAGAAGAGCCGAAGCAAGAUCGUUAUUGAUUGCCAGCAGCAAACGUCGAUGGAGAGUGGAAGCAAGGAGGCUGUUGAGGUGAACAUGGCAGGAUCGUCGGUGCUUUCGCCGUCGGGGAAAAAGACACGCAGCCGCAGACAUUAUGGCAUCACUUAGGCUGUGUUGAAGUCGAAAGACAUAAGAAUACAACUUGUCCUUCUAAGUACCUCUGGUACUCGUGUAUUCCAAGUAUGUCGGCUAUGCCUGCUAGAUCCUUGAGGUUCUCUUUUUCCUUAGACAUGAUGAAUUUGCGACUCCAGGAUCGUGCUUUUCUCCAUGUCUUAAGGAUAGCAAUUAUCCUUCUUCUUCUAACCAAUCGGAGCUUUGAAGGAAUCGGGUGAGCAUCCUCAGAAGAGUCCGACUGAUCGGACCGAACAGCGAGAAAUUUUGCACUUAGCCGCAACUUCCACACCCAGAACCUUCAGGGAUAAGAUUCUGCGGAGGACGGUUGACAAGCAGCGCCGACAAGUCUAUGAGGUGCCUGAAGACUGCACUAAUAUCGCGGAGUUGAGUGAAGCUGUCUUUUGAUACUAUGUAUAUCGUGAUAAAACGAAGGCAUCAGGACGAAUACGGGGAUCGAGAGUACUUUAAUGGAGAGGACAGCGACAGCGAUUAUCGUCCGUUAAUACCGUUAGAUCUUCAUCUGUUUGCUCUAUCCUUGGUGGUAUUUCCUGUACAAGAGCCAUAUAAUGUUGUUGUUAGAUAAUCGAUUAGCAUUCCAUAGUAUGAAGUAUUUGUUGUAUGUGAACAGUAUGAACAGUCUAGCAGACGUAUUUGGUUGUCGUUUUUGCACAGUAAUUCAUCAGUAUCAGUAGUUGCUAGCGAAAGCGAGCAUAUUAAAGGUUCUGACUGUUACAAGAAGGUGAAUGUCUCCUAAUGUCGACUGAAUGAAGUAAGUGUCGAUAGAGUCGCGAGUAGUAACACAUUCGCAAGUAUAUGAUUGAGUUUGAGAGGUAUUUUUAGUCUUACAGUUAGAGAAAAGUCAUUCAUCAUCGGCAUUCCUAUAGCUUCAGUAGUGUAUAUUCAACAUAAUUAGGAGAGAAUUUUUCCAUUUUGUAACUCUUGGUAUUAUGAUCAUCUAUCGUCAAGUACAAGGCAAUGCAUAAGCCGAAAUUAUCCGAAGUAUAAGGAGUAUCAUCAUUCACAGUAAAAAAGUUGAUGAAGUAGAGUAAAUCUCUCUAGGAGACUACAGGUGGAGGUUGAUAAUGAGUUACCACUUCUAGGAUAUAGAAUAUCACUCACAUGUUCUGAGAUAUAGAAAUUGUAGAUUGGAGAAAAACUUGAAAGGCUCACGCUAGGCUUUACGCUUCCUCUCACCAUCCUUUUUGGAUCUUUUCAGGACUCUUUUCUUUAGUCUUGACCAUGGUUGAGGAUAACGUUAAAGAAGUUUUAUAGUACUACCCAUUUUUGUUCUUGUACCUGUAAGAUACGUCCAUUGGAAGAGGAUCAAUUUCAAGAAGUACAUAGAAGUAGUUGAAUAGCGGUAGUGAAAAACUGUAGAGGACAGAAAGAAUGAAUGAAAGAAUGAAAUAAUCAUGUCUCUGCGUACACCUCACAACUGUAU
Messenger RNA from Amoebophrya sp. A25, 11178 nucleotides. The record is from the annotation of a GenBank genome assembly. Lineage: Eukaryota; Dinophyceae; Syndiniales; Amoebophryaceae.